UUGAACGACAUACGUAGACUUUAUUUUGAUAGGGUUGAGGUCUAUCUGUACUGUGUUUAUAAUGACCGUGUUCUCCUCAGUGUGGUUCUCCAGAACUACAGCGUUCCGGUCGGUUCUUCUUCUCUGCUGCUCGCUGGUUUGAUUCCCGGCGCCCUCUACAGGCUGCAGGCCGCCACCGUCAGCGGAGACCUUCAGUCAGAGAUCACCGGACUGGAGGGACGAACGGCCCCGGCCUCUGUCUCCGAGGUGACGGUGUCUAACGGCGGUCGGUCUGACGCCCUGUGGUCCUCGUGGCGCCCGGCGGUGGGCGUGGUGGACGGCUACCUGGUCCGGCUGCUGGACGUGACUCGAAUCGUCCACUCGCUGGCCGUGUCUCGCUCCUCAACGCCCGAGUGCUCCUUCAGCUCGCUGGUCGCCGGGCGACUUUACUCCGUGGUCAUAGUGACGAGGAGCGGCGGCCUGGAGAACGCCAUUACGGUUCAAGCACGGACACAGCCGGCCACAGUUCAAAACCCAACAGCUGUUCACUCUGCAAGAGACGACUUCCUCAAAGUGUACUGGCGUCAUGCAGCAGGAGAUCUGGACCGCUAUGUGGUUCUGAUCCGUUACAACAACAGCGUCCUUCAAAAUAAGAGCGUCUCGGCCGGACACAACGAGUGCGUCUUCUCGUCCCUGUCGCCGGGCAGACUCUACACUGUCACCGUGGAAACCUGGAGCGGCGAGUACGUCGGCAGCAUCUCGACCGACGGACGAACAUUUCCAGCAGCUGUUGGAAAUCUGUCGCUCAGCAACGCGGGAACAGGUGAUCUGUCCGUCACCUGGAGCCCCGCCCCCGGAGACGUUGACCACUAUGAGGUGACUCUGCUCUUCAACGACACUCGUGUUUUCCCUCCCGUGGCGUUGGGCAGCGAGGUGCGACAUCACCGGCUGACCUCUCUGACCCCGGGGCGUCUCUAUAAGAUCGUGGUGUCGACGUUCAGCGGGCCGAACCAGAGGGCUCAGUUCAUCGAGGGUCGGACAGUUCCCAGUGCAGUCGGGAACCUCCACCUGGUUCCUCAGUCCGUCGGAGGGCUGCUGGUCUCCUGGACUCCUGGAGACGGAGACCUGGACAUGUACAUCGUCUCCUUGUCCACCACAGUGAGUUUAAAACAUAUUAUAAUACAGAGUUACUUCAGAUUCAAAUCAGACGGUUUAAUAAGUGUAACAGACUUAAAAGUACGUAUACCACACUGUGAAAAACACUCCACAAGUAAAAGUCCUGGUUCCAAAUCUUACUUAAGUUCUUCAAUCUCAUUUAAACGCUCAUUAACAUGUUUAGCUCUUUUAGGUUUUUUAUUUUGAAAUUUUUCAUUGUGUCCUCUUUCUACCUGAUGGGACUUUCACAAUAAAAGCACAAAAUGUAGCUAAAGUAAAAGUACUGAUUGAUCAGUAAAAUGUUUCUGCUGCACUAAUGUGUAUGUUGCAUGAUUUUAACUAGUUUAAUCUACAUUAUUGCAUCAUGUUCUAUGAGAUCGUCACAUGUUCCUGUGAGAACCUCGUAUCUCUACAAAGAUCAAACAGUUCUCAGCUUUGUGACGAUUCCUUUUCAAAAAAAACUGACCUAUUUUUUAGGCCUCUGCUCGAAAAUUGCA
This is a messenger RNA of Anarrhichthys ocellatus (wolf-eel), 1631 nucleotides long. RefSeq names its product receptor-type tyrosine-protein phosphatase beta-like. The record is from RefSeq and is a predicted model, not a curated record. The transcript has 7 exons. The annotation marks the transcript as partial. Lineage: Eukaryota; Metazoa; Chordata; Actinopteri; Perciformes; Anarhichadidae. Gene Ontology annotation, biological process: angiogenesis; peptidyl-tyrosine dephosphorylation involved in inactivation of protein kinase activity. Gene Ontology annotation, molecular function: cadherin binding. Gene Ontology annotation, cellular component: signaling receptor complex.